Molecule: messenger RNA, 1028 nt
Organism: Cololabis saira (Pacific saury)
Lineage: Eukaryota; Metazoa; Chordata; Actinopteri; Beloniformes; Belonidae
Gene: commd6
Product: COMM domain containing 6
Exons: 7
Coding region: 95-691 (198 amino acids)
Molecular function (GO): NF-kappaB binding
Source: RefSeq, a predicted model, not a curated record
ACUAAUACUGAAUCUGGAAAAGGUUGGCAAAAGGACCAAGAAAAGUAACGGAUUUUGGGCAGAAAGGCACUAAGUUUCUUGUCUAAAGGUGAAGAUGCCUUCAGCAGAAGAAUCACACGGCCCCGGCGUCGUCGUCCACGUCUGCAGGAUCCCUGCAGAGCUGCUGGCCCAAGUCUGUCAGCACAUCCUGGCGUUUCUUCAGGGCCACACGAGCGGCGUGGAUUCUGCUGAAGCUGCUCGAAGUUUUCAGAGGGCGGGAGUCCGACUAGACGACGGAGUUCUGCAGGACGUGACCCGAUUUCUUCUGCUAACAUUCAGGUCUGCUGGGAAGAGAAACAUCUCUGCAGACGAGCUGGUGUCGGAGCUGGACGGAGGCGGGUCCAAGUGGUCCAAAGCGGCGCUGCAGGUUCUGCACGGCUCGUGGAGCGAACACAGAGCCGCGGUGCACGCCCAGCAGGAGGCCCGGGCCAUGCUGAGCAUCGGACAGGUGCUGGACCUGCAGUGGAAGUUGGGCAUGGCCGUCAGCUCCGACAGCUGCCGCUCCCUCAACUCCCCGUACGUGACGCUGCUGCUCAAGAUCCUGAAACCGUCCGGAGAGACGAGUCAGAGAUCCUUCGAGAUGACCAUCCCUCAGUUCCAGAAUUUCCACCAGCAGUUCAGGGAGAUGGCAGCUCUCCUGGAGACGGUGUGACGGCUGCAGAGCUGCUGAAGCUUCCCGGUCAGAACCGUUCACGUGAGACGAUCAAAGGACCAGCAGGAAACGCUUGUCUUCGUCAGCCCAGAAAUAUUGAUGAGACUUCUCCAAACGUCAGCUCUCAGCUCGGAUCUCUCUUCUACUUUCACCUGUCGGACUUCAAACAUAUGAAGAGACCUGAAAGAAGACGGAUUUAAUUAUUUAAAUGUGCUUUUUUCUGGUUAACUCAUCCAAGUGAUGUCUGGUUAUGUCAAGUUUACUUAAACUAACUGUAAAAUUAUGAUAGAAACGCUUCACUGUGACACAUUAGUUACAGAAGAUCUGCUUUGAUGUU